CCUGCCUAUUGACAACUCGAACAAGUGUUUUGCAAAGCAAACUUUACAAAAGUUUGUGUAAAAUGUGAAUAAUUAUGUACAUUAGUUAGUAGAGUGAUGUAUUCUGAAUCAUUUCGAUCGUUGACAUAUUUGACUCCAAAGUAUUUAGGAAAAAUGAGCUUCAAGAUAGCGAGACAAAGUUUUAAGAAAUUUUCAACAGCAUGUAAGAAAGUUAGUCAAGUUUGCGUUGUUGGUGCGGGUCCAGCCGGAUUCUAUGCCGCAAUGCAACUAACCAAGAAACUGGGCAAUAUCAAUAUUGACAUCAUUGAGAAAUUACCGGUUCCUUUUGGCCUUAUCAGAUAUGGCGUUGCACCUGAUCACCCUGAAGUGAAAAAUGUUAUUAAUCAGUUCACCAAAGUGGCACAACAGCCCAAUGUAAACUUCUAUGGAAAUAUUGCUUUAGGAAAGGAUAUCACUUUGUCUCAAUUACGACAACACUAUGAUGCUGUGCUAUUGACAUAUGGUGCAGAAGAAGAUAAGCUGCUUGGAAUUGAAAAUGAAGAUGCUAAAAAUAUAGUUGCUGCAAGGAAAUUUGUAGGAUGGUACAAUGGACUUCCUGAUGCUAGAGAUUUUGAAGUUGAUCUGGGUGGAAAUACAGCUGCUGUGUUGGGGCAAGGAAAUGUUGCAUUAGACGUAGCUAGAAUAAUAUUGUCACCAAUUGAUGAACUAAGGAAAACAGAUAUACCUGAGCAUGUCCUCAGUGUUUUAGCCAAGUCUAAAAUCAAAGAACUGUAUUUAGUAGGCAGAAGAGGGCCCCUACAGGUAGCAUUUACUAUCAAGGAGCUGAGAGAACAGCUUAAAAUACCAUUUUGUCAAACUGUUUGGAGGAAAAAUGACUUUGAUGGUGUUUCAGAAGUAGCCAGUGCCUUAGCUCGGCCUAGAAAAAGGCUGACUGAACUCAUGCUGAAAUCAUUAAAUGAACACAGUGAAGAUAGCAAACCUGAAAAAUAUUUUAAACCAAUAUUCCAUAGAAGCCCAGAUAAAUUUAUAGUUGAUAGCAAAAACAAUGUGAUGGGUGUUCAACUCACAUGUAAUCAGAUGGCUGGCAGUCUUGACAAAGACCCAAAAUAUUUACCCACUGAUGAAAAAGAAAUCAUAAAUUGUAGUCUUGCAAUAAGAAGUAUUGGUUACAAAAGUGUUAAUGUUGAUAAAGACUUAAUCAUUGGAGAUAAUGGUUCAGUGCCCAAUGAUAAAGGUCGUAUAUUGGACCCUAGUAAUGAUUUAGCAAAGUUGUAUGUAGCUGGGUGGCUGGGCACUGGGCCUGUUGGUGUAAUACUACACACUAUGGGUAAUGCCUUCCAAGUAGCUAAAGCCAUUCAAGAAGACCUUGAAACAGGUCAGAGUACUGAAAACAAAGGAGGAUUUGCAGAAGUAAGAAAAGCUAUCAGUGACAAUUUAAAAAUAGUGGAUUGGAAAGGUUGGGAAAAUAUUGAUAAGUAUGAAAUAGAAAUGGGCAAGAAACUAGGAAAACCACGCGAAAAGAUUUGUUGUGUUUCCGAAAUGUUAGAGAAAGCAUUAUAAGUAAUUGAAUAAAAUUUUGUGUACAUGGAAUACAUGUUUGUACCUUAGGUACUUUAACUAGGCGAGAACAUUAAUAUUCCAAAAAAAGGAUGAUUUUAUAAGUAUUAAAGUUUAUCAAUUGAAUGUUGGGUAGGCAUAUACUUACCUAGUUACUUAAGUUUUAAAUUUUAUUAUGACAUAUUAAAAUUAUGUGAUUUAUAAAAGUUUU
Molecule: messenger RNA, 1768 nt
Organism: Plutella xylostella (diamondback moth)
Lineage: Eukaryota; Metazoa; Arthropoda; Insecta; Lepidoptera; Plutellidae
Gene: dare
Product: NADPH:adrenodoxin oxidoreductase, mitochondrial
Molecular function (GO): oxidoreductase activity
Source: RefSeq, a predicted model, not a curated record